UUUAACCUGUCAAAAAUCAGCCCAUCAUCAGUCGACAACAGUCAACCCACAGCACAACACAAUAUUCGCUCAUUAAUUAACUAAAAACGUACUUUGUCCUACUUUGUGUUCCUAUAACCACCUCUCAAGAACAAUAAAAAUGUCUGGCCAUCGUUACACGUCCUCCACAACGCCAUUCGACGAAGACGACGUCGAUGACGAGACAUUUCUCCGUAAUUCUUCAGCAUCUCGAAACAAACCACAAUCAACAUUCGACGAACAAGUACAAUCAUUCCAAGAACGCCGCAGGCAGAUCGAAGAUCGCACGAUACAAAGCUCGGAACGCUCUAUUGGCCUGUUACGAGACUCUGAACAAAUCGGCAUUGCCACUGCUGAAGAACUUUCCAGACAACGCGAACAACUUGAAAGAACUGAUAAACGACUGGAUGAAAUCAAUCACACGCUGCGUUUCUCACAAAAACACAUCAAUGGCAUCAAGAGUGUUUUCAGCAGUUUGAAGAACUACAUGUCCGGCAGGAAUGAUAAAACCCCAACUGGGACACCAAGCACACCUUCAACAACAAAAGUUACAAAUUCAUCUAGUAUAAACGAAACGUUAGAUAACUACGAUAGAUAUGAUAAUCACCCAGUUACGAGGUUAAAAAACCUCCCAGCUGAUUAUAAUACAAACGCAACGUCACCUUCAGGCAGUAAACAGAUCAGUCAGAGACUGGAGGCCAAUUUAAACGAGAUGAGUUCGUCGAUUGGUCGUCUGAAAGGUCUCGCUUCUGAUUUAUCAUCGGAAAUCGACACGCAGAAUGGUUUGAUUGAAGGUAUCAUGUACAAAACCGAAACGGCGGAUAUAACGAUUCAGAAACAGAACAAAGACAUGAAUCGCAUCCUAGGCAAAAAAUAAUAUACCUAGAUUAAUAUAAAAUGAUAGUAAAUCGCUUCCCACAUGUCCACAAAAUAUAAUAAUAUAAAUAUUGCACGUGUCGUGCCCAAAGUUCAUUGUUUCAUGCGUUUGGGCGCAAUGCAAACACAAAUCUCUAUGAUAUCAUGCUUAAAGUAUAUAAAUUAUAUGUUGUAUGUUGAAAGAA
This is a messenger RNA of Dalotia coriaria, 1079 nucleotides long. It is a transcript of the gene Snap29, whose product is annotated as Synaptosomal-associated protein 29kDa. Gene Ontology annotation, biological process: synaptic vesicle fusion to presynaptic active zone membrane; synaptic vesicle priming; exocytosis. Bases 140 to 895 code for a protein of 251 amino acids. The record is from RefSeq and is a predicted model, not a curated record. Gene Ontology annotation, molecular function: syntaxin binding; SNAP receptor activity. Lineage: Eukaryota; Metazoa; Arthropoda; Insecta; Coleoptera; Staphylinidae. The transcript is spliced from 2 exons. Gene Ontology annotation, cellular component: plasma membrane; SNARE complex.